UUUCCAUCAAAUUAUUUACAUAUGCUUAUCCUACUUUGAUGAUACAUGAUGUGAUCAAAUUAUUUUCUUUUACUCCCAAAAAUUAAAAUUAAGUAACCUUUUAUAUAUUCUUUAAUUUUCCUUUGCAGGUCUCCUGUAAAAAUUGUUGAAGUCUAAUUUGAUCAUAUUUUACUUCUGUUCAUAAUCUGGUUUAUAGGUGUGGAACUGUGGAUGGACCACAGGGUAAAACUGAUGAGUCGUUACUAUUUGCCUUUUGCCAUGGACCAGACUGUCGUACCAUUCAUCUUAAGGAAAUGAAGCACAAAUUUGAUAAAAAAUACUUUGAUAUAGCUGUGUUCAUUGCCUUCAGAAAUAAAAUUUGCUCAAGAUGUAAGUUCUCUUCCUUUCUUAACGGACUGCUUCAUAUUUUUGGAACAUCAAUAUUACGUGUUUACGCUGGAAACAUUUUUGACCAUGAUGCAUCCUGCUUGGUAAUUUUUUUUGCUCUCUGUUUUUUCUUGUUCUUUGUUUAGCGUGAUCAGUAAUUGGGAAAAAAGUAGCGAUCAUGUUUAGUAAGAUACUAUCUAUCUUCCUUUGUGGUACUUAGUUUUUAUGUCAAUAAAAUGGUUAUUUAUGUAUCCUCUGUUGUAUCAUACUGAUGGAUUUGGAUGUGUUUUUUUAAUCAUUUUAUGAAUAUCAUGUUUAAGCUUGCCGUUUGAUGGUUAUAAUAAUGUCUGUGCAUAAUCCACGUGUACGUUAAUGAGAGAACAGAAAGUUGACAUUAGUAGUAGUGCAAGGCAAUCAUGCUUAAGAACCCUUAUUAAUUCAGUAGAUACUCAUGUAGUUUGAAUAUCAAAGCUUUCCUUUAAAGAUCACAGCAAGAAAUUCUAUGGUUGCCAUACAGCAGGAAUCCCUUGGUCCUAUAAAUGGCAAAGAGUUUUUUCUUCAAGUAGAUUCUUAUACCCACUUUUCAAGUUAUCAUUUCUUCACCUUUAUUCUCUUUCGACAGAUUUUUAUUUCCCCAUCUUUCUUCCUCCAUGUACCAUAAUCCUUAGGCUCUUUCCGUAUUCAUAUGCAAGAUGAUCUUAGGUAAGAGAAAUCUACAACUACCUUUUGUUUGUCCUUGGUAUCUUUUCCUUCUCUGUUACCAUUGUUCUUCCCUGAAAACUUGUCCAAAUUGUGGCUCAAUCGAAGUUCCAUAUCCUCUGAGCACAAACCCCAACUGUGGUGAUCCAGACUAUUCCCUCCGUUGCGAUUCUCAUUCUCAUAAACUUUACUUUGAUGCUCUGAAUGGAAGUUCUUACCUUGUUCUUCAAAUCAUGGCUUCAUCUCAACACAUGGUAGUGCAAACAUCACCAUGGCUACCUGGUGCAUGCAUUACUCAAGACAUGCCUGUGAGUGAGGGCCUCUGGUUGAAUCGGACACUCCCCUUCAAUGUCACCUCAUCGAACACAAUCUUCCUCUUUAAUUGUUCACCACGCCUUUUGGUCUCUCCUCUGAACUGUACGGAUUCUAGUCUUUGUCACCUAUACUUGGAGAGCUCUGGGCAUGUUGAUGACAAACGAGCUCUUGAGUGUGCUAGUAGUCUUCGCCCUUGCUGCACCUUUGUUGCAGGUGGAAUGCCUUCAGCUUACAAGAUACGUCUUCACAGUUCAGGCUGUAGAGCAUUCAGAAGCAUCCUUCAUCUGGAUACUGAUAAGCCAGCGAAUCAAUGGGAAGAGGGUUUGGAAAUCCAAUGGGCAGUGCCACUUGAACCAGUUUGUAAAAACCAGCUUGAUUGCUCUGGGGCUUCCAAGUGUGUACCAGCUGGUGCAAAAGGGCGCUCUCGCUGUGUUUGCAAUAGAGGCUACCACUGGGACCAUAUUCUAUUAAGUUGCAUGAGGAAAAAGUCUAGCACUAGAGCUGGCCUCAGAUUGAAGGUCUCAAUCGGAGUAUUCUCUUUCUUCUCUGUGGCAAUAGUAUUGGGUGCAAUAACAGUAAGGAGAGCAUAUAAACGUUCCAAUCAGGCAAAGCUUGCCAAGGCAAGAGAAGAUUUGUUGAAAUCAAACAACGGUGGGAAAACUGCAAGGAUGUUUCACCUGAAAGAGGUAAAGAAAGCAACAAACAAUUUCUCUGAAGACCGGGUUUUGGGAAGUGGUGGCUUUGGGGAAGUCUACAAAGGAGUGCUUCAAGAUGGAACUCUGGUAGCUGUUAAGUCAGCUAGAGUUGGUAACAUCAAAAGCACCCAGCAAGUACUCAAUGAAGUUGGGAUACUCUCUCAAGUCAAUCACAAGAACUUGGUAAGACUCUUAGGAUGUUGUGUGGAAGCUGAGCAGCCUUUGAUGAUCUAUGAAUACAUUUCAAAUGGAACACUUCAUGACCAUUUACAUGGUAAGUACUCUACAUUUCUUGACUGGAAGAAAAGGCUGAGAAUUGCUUUACAAACUGCCGAAGCAUUGACCUAUCUUCACUCUGCGGCAUACACUCCAAUCUAUCAUAGAGAUGUCAAGUCAUCUAAUAUACUGUUGGAUGAUGACUUCAAUGCUAAAGUUGCAGACUUCGGGCUUUCAAGGUUGGCUUGCCCUGGACUGAGUCAUGUGUCAACCUGUGCUCAAGGGACAUUAGGGUACUUGGAUCCUGAAUAUUAUCGCAACUACCAAUUAACUGAUAAAAGUGAUGUCUAUAGUUAUGGGGUUGUACUGCUUGAGCUGCUAACUUCCCAAAAGGCGAUUGACUUCUCACGGAACGAAAAUGAUGUCAACCUUGUCAUUUUCGUCAGUGAACGGGCCACUGGCGGUGCACUCAUGGACGUGGUGGAUGACCGGCUGUUGGGAAAGGAACCGUCAGGUAAUCUUGAAAUAAGUGUAAGACUUUUCUCAGAACUUGCUCUUGCCUGCCUGCAGGAGAGGAAGACGGAUAGGCCUUGCAUGAAAGAUGUUGUUCAAGAGCUGCAGCACAUAAUUCAAACCGUCGAUCAAGAAGAGGUUUGAAAUGAGAGAUUAGGUGCGGAUAUGGGAUAUUGGUGUUGAUGAUGCUGAUAUUAUGUUGCCCCCACAGAAGCUAAAGUGAUUCCAUGAAUCAACUAGAGUGGGCGGAAAGACUCUGGAAAAAUACUAAUAAAGGGUUAGGAUCGGAUUCUUAUUUUAUGAAAAAAUAUGGAAGCAUCAGAAUAUUGAAGACUUUCCAGUAGGGGGUCACUGGAACCUAUUAGGAUUUGGUAAACGAAUUACUUCUUGUUGUACUAAAGCAUACAAGCUUUUUCUAAUGGGGAAAGCACUUGGAUAAGGAUUGUAGUUUGGACUCCUCAUGUAAGGGAAAAAAUAGUUUAUUAUUUAAAGUUUCAAUUGCUGUAUGUGUGUGUAUGGA
Tripterygium wilfordii is the source of this 3324-nucleotide messenger RNA. Its product is annotated as wall-associated receptor kinase-like 20. NCBI's taxonomy places the organism in Eukaryota, Viridiplantae, Streptophyta, Magnoliopsida, Celastrales, Celastraceae. Gene Ontology annotation, molecular function: protein kinase activity; polysaccharide binding; ATP binding. The record is from RefSeq and is a predicted model, not a curated record. Bases 1059 to 2948 code for a protein of 629 amino acids. Gene Ontology annotation, biological process: protein phosphorylation. The transcript has 2 exons.